AAAAAUGAAAUAAAUAUGGAAAUCGAAUUUAACAAAUUCAAUAUAAACCCUAAUCCCAAUUCUCUGACUUUAUUUUCUCUUUGCAAGAAACUAAAGCUUCUUUCUUUCACCGUGUAAACAACAACAAUGGAUUCUUCAAUGUCGACGAAGAAGAAAACCAAAUUGUCUGUGAGAAACCAAACUUGUUUCAAGAAAUCGUCUCUUUCUUCUUCUUCUACUGCAAAAAAGACCACGAAUUUGUCUAUGAGAGAAGAGACCAUGUUUAAGAAAGCCUUGGAGCUUUCAACUCUGUGCGACAUCGAAGUCUGUGUCAUAUAUUAUGGUCGUGACGGAGAACUCAUCAAGACAUGGCCGGAAGAUCAAUCCAAGGUUCGAGACAUGGCUGAGAGGUUUAGCAAACUACACGAGAGAGAGCGACGCAAGAAAAGAACAAACCUUUCUCUGUUUCUACGUAAAAAGAUCCUCGACGACAAUAAAUUGUCGGAGAAAGUCUUAGAGAUGAAGGAUUCGCUAGAAAGUGGUCUACGGGUAUUACAAGAUAAGCUUCUGUUACUCCAACCCGAGAACCAGACCGAGCUAGGUCAGAGCCGUGCGGUUUCUUCCACAACGAAUCCAUUGUCUUCUCCUGAGGAUCAUCAUCAUCAACAAUGGACAGAACCAUUGGUGACUGGUGUGUCAAACACAGAGCAAGACCUAUCGACGUCACCAUUGAGUAACCAUCAGAGCAAAUAUUCAGUCUUUGUCUAUAACCAUGACAGCGGAAGCUUCUAUCAAGUCCCUGACUCGAUCUGUUUCUAG
Arabidopsis thaliana (thale cress) is the source of this 798-nucleotide messenger RNA. It is a transcript of the gene AGL89, whose product is annotated as AGAMOUS-like 89. Gene Ontology annotation, biological process: DNA-templated transcription; regulation of DNA-templated transcription; positive regulation of transcription by RNA polymerase II. The transcript has a single exon. Gene Ontology annotation, molecular function: DNA binding; DNA-binding transcription factor activity, RNA polymerase II-specific; cis-regulatory region sequence-specific DNA binding. Bases 127 to 798 code for a protein of 223 amino acids. Gene Ontology annotation, cellular component: nucleus. NCBI's taxonomy places the organism in Eukaryota, Viridiplantae, Streptophyta, Magnoliopsida, Brassicales, Brassicaceae. The record is from RefSeq and is marked reviewed.